AUGUUACUUCAUCACGACCUGCGCAGCUUGUUCCUCAAUGACAAGUAUGCCGAUCUGACGGUCACUUGUAAAGGACGCGAGGUCAAGGUUCAUAGAGCCGUUGUCUGCUCACAGUCCAGCUUCUUCGAUAAAGCCUGUACUUCUGGCUUCAAGGAAUCUUACACGGGAGUCAUCGACCUGCCCGAAGACUACCCCGAUAUCUUCGAAAAAUUUCUCGCCUUUCUGUACACCGGCAACUACGAUGACGGAGCACAGGCUCUAUCGUCGGGUGCAAGCCGGGCUGCCACGAUAUCUCAUGAAGAUGUUACUAUGGAACUAUUCAGGCUGGAUUCAACUGUUCGCGAUCAGGCAGUGCUUGGCUAUAUGGAAGAGAACCACAAGGAAUUGAAGUCUGGCCAAGCAGUAUUGGGUGAAGAUGACUCAGAUGAGAGCGAGCCAGAUAGUCCUUCCGAAUCCCCCGUCAGCAUGGCGGAGCGGACAUUUGCUGCUCUGGAGGUUAUGUUGACUAGUAUAAUCACCAAAAUCCGAUUUUACACGAUGGCCGACAAGUUCGACGUCAACGCGGCUCGGUUGCUUGCUCGCGAGCGACUGUGCUAUCACACGAAAAUUUUCCUUUUAAGUGUUCCAUCGUAUAGUAACAUCACGCCUGCAGCCGUCCUCUCCUUAUCGGAGAAUCGGAGCCGAAUGAUGUAUGCGGGGUUUUCGACUGCGGUGGACGAGCUGUACGGCACAACCGCUCCUUAUGAUGUGAUAAUACAAAAGCUACUUUGUCCCUGGAUCGGAACUGCCUUUGAAAAAGAGCCAUGGUUUCGGAAACCCCUAAUUCCUGUCAUGCGCAAGCACGCAGAUCUUGCUUUGGCGAUGAUACUAUGGAUUGUGGAAGACGAACCCGCCUGGUAA
This is a messenger RNA of Anthostomella pinea, 900 nucleotides long. The record is from the annotation of a GenBank genome assembly. Lineage: Eukaryota; Fungi; Ascomycota; Sordariomycetes; Xylariales; Xylariaceae.